Molecule: messenger RNA, 738 nt
Organism: Aureococcus anophagefferens
Lineage: Eukaryota; Pelagophyceae; Pelagomonadales; Pelagomonadaceae
Exons: 4
Source: RefSeq, a predicted model, not a curated record
AUGCCGAUUUUGCUGGGAGGCGGUUCCCGACUUGUUACAGAGUUCUAUCGCUGCAAGCAGGCAAAGGCGGAUGAGGACUUCAUGUCUUAUGAACACAUGCGUAAUGAAGUUGACUUGAUUCAACCGCAAAUGACGACGCGACUCAAACGACUAGACGAGCACCUAGAUCGCCAACUCCGACAAGCGAUCAGUAUGAGAUUAGUCCGAGACGAUCAUUACUCACACGGCAAGAUGGAUCGAUCUUGCGGUGCCUGCGGAAUUAUCGUCCAUCGUCGCAUCGCGGCGGCCAUGGUCAGGACCAAUCCGAUCCCGGAGGGGUUGAGAGAUCGCCCGUUCAGCGAGCAGGCGGAGGCCUUGCCAGCGCGGGAGGCGCUGCGGGCGGUGCUCUCGGCGGCCCCGGGCUUCAGGGAUGAGACCCCCGACCCCGUGACCUUUGCGACGGGGCUGUUGCCCCUAGCUAACGCGAUAUUUAGAGGGGACAUGCCCCUGGAGGUGAAUCAGUUUUCGCAGGGGGAGCAGAUGGAGUUCGUCGGCCAGGCGGUGCACCAGUUGGUGCGGGAAAACUAUCUGCAGCGAACAGUUUUCCAGGAUUUUGGGCAGACAUUGCUUGAGGUUACAAAAGCUGUUGAGAGCCGGGCUGCGGCGGUGAAGAUGGAGCUUUCGAUAUGUGACGAGGAGCGGGCACCUGACCCAGUCGUGGGUCAGUUUCGGGUGAACGACAAGGAGUUGCAUGCUCCU